This is a messenger RNA of Babjeviella inositovora NRRL Y-12698, 3382 nucleotides long. RefSeq names its product Slk19p (gene SLK19). The record is from RefSeq and is a predicted model, not a curated record. NCBI's taxonomy places the organism in Eukaryota, Fungi, Ascomycota, Pichiomycetes, Serinales. The transcript has a single exon. Bases 248 to 3253 code for a protein of 1001 amino acids.
GCACUUUUCAUCAACCAUCAUUAAAUUUUAAAGAAUCACCGUGGAGGUCUAUGCAAUCUGAUACAUUCCUUCCCUCAUUUUUUGUUGUUGUACCUCGCCGCGCCAACGGAAAUGCCUAAUCGGGAAAUCUCCGCUCCUUGAAACGCGCACGGCGAUUGCUGAACUCCCAUCGCAAGCUCUUGCUAUUUCUUCACCACCACUUCCUUUCCUCUUCCACCCAGACCUUUUCCCCCAUACAAUAUUCAAUAUGGCCUCCAACGAGUCCACUUUGGAAAGAAACCCUUCCCUUUUGAAGCAAUUGUCGCUGAGCGAUAAAUGGACCUCUCCUUUCAGAUCCAGCGAGGCCAAAAAGACCGCGACCCGCAAGCUGGUUAUCGCCGACAACGCCAUUGAGAAUGUCAAUCUCCCGGAUUUUUUGAGAAGACCCAGACCCGCCCCGGCUGCCAAGACGGCUGCUCCAGCCGCUACUGUUGAAACUCCUGCUGAAACUCCUGCUGAAACUUCUGCUGAAGCUCCUGUUGAUGCCUCUGCCACUGUCGCUGAUGCUUCCUCUGAUGCUGCCGAUAUUGACGAGGGUGUCAGUGAAAAGCCACUCGACUCCGACGCUGCGUCACUCACUUCGGAGGCUCCACUCCCGGUUGAGGCCACUGAGACCGCUUCAAAGUCUGAGGCCAUUGAGGCCGCUCCAGAACCUGAGACUGCCCCAGAACCUGAGACUGCUCCAGAACCUGAGACUACUGUGGUUGCUCCAGAUUCUGAAGCCGCUGGGACUGCCCUUGAACUGGAGGCUCUUCCAGAAACUGCGGCUGAAGCCCCAGCCCAGGUUAUCGAGGUCCCCGUGACUGAGGUCGUCGACCAGACGGUUCUUGAAGCCUCAGACCCAAUCAAGGAGGAAUUCGCUGACAAGCCCGCAAUUCUCGCGCACUAUGCGUCUCUCCAGGCAAAUGGCCUCGUCGCAACCAGUGGCUUCGCCACGGACGACCCUGCCGCGCUUGUGGAUGUUGGACUCGGUAAGAAGAUGACACAGGGGCAGCUCAUGGAGAUUGCGCGCGCGCGUGUCAACCCGGUGCUCGCGAAUAUCCUGGAGCAGGUCGCCGCCGUCCAGCGUGAUGAUGCGGAUAAAAAACUGCGUGAUCUUGCGGCAAAGGCCGCCCAGCACUCAUCCAAGUUGAGCACUGACUUCCUCAAGCACAAGAAGAAGAUCGACAAGGAAAACGAAAAGAUCGCCGCCACCGCUGACGGAACCAUCGCCAAGGUGAAGGAGUCCAUCGCUGGUGUUGUGACGGCGCGCGAGGCUUUUGCCGCCACCACAACGGCGGCAACGGCGAAAUUGGACGUUGACUUCCAGGCGAGGGAAGCCGAGGCCUUGGAGAAACACGAACAAGACAAGAUUGAUUUGGAUACUAAGCACAAUGAGGCCGUUGCCAGCAACAAGCAGGCGAUUGUGGACGCCAAGGCCGAGAUCGUUGCUACCAAGGAAGCCAUUGAGUCGCUCAAAGUCGAAGCCUCAGACCUUACGCUCCAUACGGAGGAGGUGGCGGCUCAGGCGGCUGAGAAAGAGACUCUCCUUGCAGAGAGAACCGCCGAGUUGAAUCGCAUUAUUGCGGCAAGAGACGCGAGACAAGCCGCAUACGCGACGAACCUUGGGGCGGAGGAGGCCCGCAAGAAUGAGGUUUCCGAGGCGGAGCGGAAGGCACGCGAUAUUGAGGCGACCCACAAGGCGUUGGCCGUGGAGGUUGCCGUUAUCCAGGCGAAAGUUGAUGGCUACCACGCGCAUAUCAAGUCUCUAGGCGAGGAAAAGGAGGCAAGGGCUGGCAGACUCGAAUACGCGCAGCAGGUUGCGAGUGAGUGGGAGGAGAGCCAGGUCCAGAUGAAGACCGAGGCCGCCAAGGCCGCGGAACAGAAGAAGUUGGAGGACUUCCACGAACACGAGAGACAGCAGUUGGUGAUGGAGCAGGAGGCUGAGAGAGCCAGAGUUGCGAAGAAGUUGGAGGACCAGCGUCUUGCCGAGGAGAAGGCGGACCUCGCCCGGGCGGAGGCUGAGGCGAAAGAGGAGGCUGAGGCGAAAGCUCUCCAGGCAAAAGAGGAUGCUGUGCGCGAGCGUGAACUUGCACUGACGGAGAACGACCAGGAGAAGCUCCGGUUGGAGCAGGAAGUUGCCGAAUUGAAGGAGUUGCAGCGGUUGCAGGCGGAGCGGAUUAAGUUGAAUGAGGAGCUUGCCGCGUCAGAGCUCGCCGCGGCCACCGCUGCGGCUGAGUACGCGCGCGUUAUCGCCCAGGCGGAACUCGCCGCGACAACUGUCACGUCAGAGUCUGUCGCGCAGGCAGCACGUGCAGACUCGGCCGCGCGUUCCAACUUGAACGUUGCAAACGCCGCCGUAGCCACGAACACCACCAGAGCGACCGACCUCGAGUCGGUACUCCACCGCAAGGGCGUUGACACUGCGAGCAUUGCUCCAAGCCAAACCCAGAAGGCUGCACCAGUCGAGAGAUCUGUCGCUCCGGUGGUGGCGACGUCUGCUUUAGCUGCGGGCACUAUAGCCGCUGUCGCGGCAACCACCCCAAAGGUCGCUGCUGCCCCAGCCCCAACGGUUGUCAAGUCUACCAGAGGCUCCUUCAGAGAGAGGGUCAAGCGUAACUCGUUUGUCCAGGCCUUUACUAGCUCCCCGGAGUCAAAGGCGAAGGUCGAAACAGCUAAAAAGGCUGAAGCAAAGUCUGUUCCAGUCGCCGCCGCUGGCCACGCAAGUGUUUCACCUGUUGUUUCCAGAACUACUGGGGUCUCUCCGGUUGCUUCCCGAGUCGAAGCUCCAGUUGCUGCCGCCGCGGUGGUUUCUGCUCCAGAGGUUUCCACUCCGGCGGCUGCUUCCUUGGCUUCCGCCUCGGUAGUUUCGUUGAAGUCGGCCAGAGUUACCCCGGCUGCUUCUUCCGCUUCCGUCGUUCCGGCUCCAGUCUCUGCUAAGUUUGUCGCCCCGGCCGCUGCUUCCACACCAGUGGUUGCCCACGAGGUCUCCCCCCCAACUGUUUCUAACGCGCCAAGCUCCAUCUACGACGCACCAGUCGCCCCUCAUAGAGCCAUCGCGAGUCUCAAGGAUCAAUCGCGCACGUCGCUUAACCACGAACCCGAGUCCGAGUAUGAGUACGUCUCCGAGUACGAAGAGGUCUCCGACGCCGAGUACGAGAGAAACAAGCUGAAUCCGGACUACUCCAUUGUUGGUGCCGAUGAGUUCCACAAGAUUACCAAGUUUGUUGCGUAGAGCUUGCGGUUCAAUGAUGGCUGUAUCCGAUUGUAUCUGGUGAUGAUGCCUGAUGUAACAAGGUUUUGUGUAUUUUUUUUUAUUAUUAUUAAUUCUAUUGUUUGAAUUCUAUGUUAGAUCCAAGUGGGA